Messenger RNA from Camponotus floridanus (Florida carpenter ant), 2076 nucleotides. RefSeq names its product coatomer subunit delta (gene deltaCOP). Bases 146 to 1690 code for a protein of 514 amino acids. Gene Ontology annotation, biological process: Golgi localization; retrograde vesicle-mediated transport, Golgi to endoplasmic reticulum; endoplasmic reticulum to Golgi vesicle-mediated transport. Gene Ontology annotation, cellular component: cytosol; COPI vesicle coat. The transcript is spliced from 8 exons. The record is from RefSeq and is a predicted model, not a curated record. NCBI's taxonomy places the organism in Eukaryota, Metazoa, Arthropoda, Insecta, Hymenoptera, Formicidae.
UCUUUCAUCAUGGCACACGUCAGCAGAGCGCGCCCUCUGUUCAUGUAUUUGUGUAUAUGUGAUGUGGAGAGAGAAGAGAGUGGAUAGUGGUUCUCCCAUGUGAGAGAGGAAUCGUACGAAACGUUUCGGAAAUUAAUUCGAUAGAAUGGUACUCAUCGCCGCUGCAGUAUGCACCAAAGCUGGAAAGACUAUAAUCUCUCGACAGUUUGUCGAAAUGACGAAGACGAGAAUAGAGGGCCUACUCGCUGCAUUCCCGAAACUGAUGAGCUCGGGUAAACAGCAUACAUUUGUGGAAACUGAAUCUGUCAGAUAUGUAUAUCAACCUCUUGAGAAAGUAUACAUGUUGCUUAUUACGACUAAGGCUAGUAAUAUUCUGGAGGAUCUGGAAACUUUAAGGCUUUUUGCAAGGGUGAUUCCAGAAUAUUGCAACUCGAUGGAUGAGCUUGAAAUAGCAGAGAAUGCAUUCAAUUUGAUAUUUGCGUUUGAUGAGAUAGUUGCAUUAGGCUAUAGAGAGAAUGUUAAUUUAGCACAAAUCAGGACUUUUGUAGAAAUGGAUUCACAUGAGGAAAAGGUUUAUCAAGCAGUCAGAAUGACGCAAGAACGUGAAGCUAAAAAUAAAAUGCGCGAGAAAGCAAAGGAAUUGCAGAGACAAAGAAUGAUGGAAGCUAACAAGAAGGGAGGAAUUAAAAGUCCUGGAUUUGGUGGGGGAUAUGGAAGUGGUAGCACUCCAGCCACUCCAACUGUCGGCGAUACAGCUAAUUUUGUGCCUGAACCGAUUAGACCUUCUUAUAAACCUAAACAAAAACCAGUUAAUGCUGGACCAGGUGCAAUGAAAUUGGGUGGCAAAUCGCGCGAUGUGGAUUCCUUUGUUGAUCAGUUGAAGGAGGAGGGUGAAAAUGUUGUGUCAGGACCUCUUGCUGCUCCUGGAACGAAAUUGGCGCCAACUCCUCAAAUAAUGAACACAGAAUUGGUUCACUUGAGGCAAGAAGAGAGACUCAAUGUACGUGUCGGUCGGGAUGGAGGUUUACAGAAUUUCGAAUUGCAUGGUUUGGUGACUUUACAUAUCUCUGAUGAGAAAUGGGGACGUAUCCGUGUGCAAGUUGAGAAUAGAGAUACGAGAGGUAUUCAAUUACAAACUCAUCCAAACGUGGAUAAGGAAUUAUUCAGAGCGCAUGGACAAAUAGGUUUGAAGGUACCCACAAAACCAUUUCCACUAAAUACUGACGUUGGUGUGUUGAAAUGGCGUUUCCAAGCCCAAGAUGAAACAGCAUUACCAAUUUCAAUAAAUUGUUGGCCUUCUGAAAACGGAGAAGGCGGCUGCGAUGUGAAUAUCGAAUACGAAUUGGAGCAGGCUGAUCUUGAAUUGAACGAUGUCCAGAUAAACAUUCCUCUAUCUAUCGGAUGCAAUCCUAUCGUUAGCGAAUGCGACGGACAAUAUACGCACGAGGCACGACGAAACAUGUUAGUUUGGUCUUUACCGGUGAUCGAUGUUUCAACAAAAUCUGGUUCGAUGGAAUUUUCGGCCCCUUCUUCUACACCCGCAGACUUUUUCCCACUUCACAUCUCGUUUACAUCUAAAACGCCAUAUGCCAAAAUCAAGGUUAGCGAAGUUUUGCUUGUAGAAGAUGAGAGCCCUGUAAAGUAUUCAGUAGAAUCUGUAUUCUUUACUGAUAAUUAUGAAGUUGUAUAAGACAGAAAGAAUAAAUAAAAUAUUUGCGCAUAUAAAAAAGAAUGAAAGAGGACAUGAAAAUAGAGAUAAUUCAAUGGGACGCGUAAUGUUACAAUUAAUAAUCAAAAUUGAUUACUAUUUGUUUUGAUUUUAUUGCCAUACAAUCAUUCCUUGAUGAUUGAUGAGCAUAUGUUGUACAUCUAUAUACACGCGUCAAAUUUUAUUAUUACAUUAAUAACUGUCCAAUGCCGAAUGUUUGUAAAAAAGAAAAUGUAUUAUUAUUAGAAAAAAAUUGGACUCGUGAAAAUUUGUCAUAUAUUUACUUUUUAUUUAAUACAUAUAUUUUAGUAUAUUACAAUAGUGCGCCUGAAAAGGAUUGUAUUAUUACCAAAUAUAUAUAUAUAUAU